GCUAUCGUCUGUGGUGUUUGUAGUUUUCACUUUUCAAAAAUACAAAGCUUAUUAUGUGCAUACAACUCCUUUCUGUAGUUUAUGGGUCGCAUUUCUUUAAAUAUGCUAGACAAUUAUUUUUAAACAAAGUCAAUACUUUGUUUCCCUCAUGCGUUUAUUUAAACUCAAAUUAACAGAGGACGCCUCAGUGACUUCGUGCGAACAAAACACUUAUCGCCUGGCUGUAAUUGCGCAAUUGUGCGUUGUUUAAUUCGGUUCUGAUAACGUGUGCGUUCUGUAAAUAACAGGUGACCUAAAAUGUACUCUGCAAACUUCCAGAGGAGAUGAUGAUGAAGUAAACCGCGUACUUGUAUUACAGCACGCGGAACUACCAGUGAGUGUGUUGUGUCUACACGGACUGUUUAUGGUUGCGGUCAAAAUAAUGAGCGUUUACUUGGUUUUCGUCAUUGUUUUCUUGUAUCUAGUUUGGAUAAAAUGCAUUUAUUAUCAACAUCGGCGAACUUUGGCGAAGUCGUUGAAACGUAUAAUGGACGUUGUGUCAGGCAGAGAAACAGACGGCGCUGACGUCAGAGCCCUGAUUGUCACUGCACACCCGGAUGAUGAAUGCAUGUUCUUCGCGCCAACGAUUAUACGACUUGUUGAGUUAAAUGCCAGCGUCCAUCUGCUGUGUUUGUCUGAAGGCAACUACUACAGUCAAGGAGCUCAUCGUAAGCAAGAACUUCUCAACAGCUGUGCCGUGUUGGGGAUACCAGCAUCCAGAAUCACCAUAGUUGACCACAAGAAACUUCCAGACGAUCCUAAAGCGGAAUGGAGCGUCUCUUUGAUAUCCUCUGUGAUUGUGAAGCAUGUAAGAGGCCACUCCUUCAACAUGGUGCUGACCUUUGAUGGAAGAGGAGUGAGUGGCCAUGCCAAUCACACUGCCAUCCAUAAAGCUGUCAGCCAUCUUGCUUCCACUGGACAAGUGCCUCAUGACUGCUGUUUGCUUUCCCUGGUGACUGUUGGCCUCUUCAGGAAGUAUGUGUCCUUACUGGAUCUUCCCCUCAGCUGGUUGCUGACCUCCAGUCUCUGCUGUGCUGUCACCUCACAGGGCUACAGACAAGCCAAAGCAGCAAUGCUUUGCCAUCGCUCCCAGCUCCUGUGGUUUCGAUAUCUGUACAUCACCUUCUCACGGUACAUGUUCAUAAACACAUUCCGGAUGAUUCCACAAGGACCAAAGAACCUGAAGAUCUAUUAAAAGAUUGUUCUCCUUCCAAGGAUCUGAUUGUGACACUGUUGCACAUCCCACUGCCCGACUACCCAUGUUGGGGGUGAGUCCAUUACUUGUUUACAGAUCUGAUGAGCUGUUUUGCUCACAGUGAAUACAGAUGUGUUUCACGGUUUAUUGCAGGGGGUGUCAAUCUCAAGUGACAUGGGGGCCAAUGAGCUUCUAGUCUGGUCAAUAAAGUGGGGGAAAAAAAACAACUGAUCAGUAGUGGG
Solea senegalensis (Senegalese sole) is the source of this 1476-nucleotide messenger RNA. It is a transcript of the gene pigl, whose product is annotated as phosphatidylinositol glycan anchor biosynthesis, class L. Gene Ontology annotation, biological process: GPI anchor biosynthetic process. Lineage: Eukaryota; Metazoa; Chordata; Actinopteri; Pleuronectiformes; Soleidae. The record is from RefSeq and is a predicted model, not a curated record. The coding region runs from base 404 to 1234 and encodes 276 amino acids. Gene Ontology annotation, molecular function: N-acetylglucosaminylphosphatidylinositol deacetylase activity. Gene Ontology annotation, cellular component: endoplasmic reticulum. The transcript has 7 exons.